This is a messenger RNA of Melanotaenia boesemani (Boeseman's rainbowfish), 5039 nucleotides long. Its product is annotated as stereocilin-like. The record is from RefSeq and is a predicted model, not a curated record. Gene Ontology annotation, biological process: cell-matrix adhesion. The transcript has 28 exons. Gene Ontology annotation, cellular component: kinocilium; cell surface; stereocilium tip. Bases 1 to 4956 code for a protein of 1651 amino acids. NCBI's taxonomy places the organism in Eukaryota, Metazoa, Chordata, Actinopteri, Atheriniformes, Melanotaeniidae.
AUGAGGCAGGAUUGGAUGUCUGCAAAUGCAUCUUUAGAAGAUACGAUGGCCACGGAGGAUGAGGCAGACUCCAUGCAGAGUUUACUGCUGCAGGCAUUGUCUCGUUCAGUCGGAGGGGAGCGAGGAGGUAAUUUGGCUCAGAAAAACUUAGCUCUAGUGCAGAGUUUAGAUGGCCUGAGGAGGGGCCUUCUACACAGAGUGGGAAGCUCUGUCUACGGUAACCUGAGGAUGAAAGUGUCACGAGUUACGAUGGCGCUGCUUGAUGAUGUCAGCAACCUGGUGAACGUGCAGCAACCCAGCACUCAGGGCCGGUGUUCAGCUGGUGACUUAAGACAGUUGAUCUUAUGGGGUAUAAGACAUAAUGUGAUGUGGAACACUCAAGCUUUGGGCAUCAGCUCUCAGGGUCUCCCAGGCUCAUUCCCAUUUCUGUCCUGUCCAUCCACUGAGGAAGACAAGUUACAGUCACAACUAACACCAGCCCAGUCAUCGCCAAUAACAGCUCCCUCUUCAAAAAGAAUCUCCAAACAAAAACACCUUCUUGAGCUCUCUGCCAUACCUCACAGCAAGUUCGGAGAGGCCAACAGCAAGCAAAGAGACAUUGAGUUCUCCACCUCUACAGAGAUCCUGGAGGCAGCAUGUAAUGAAUCCAUCCCUGGCUUGACUGGCGUCUCUAACUUCACUGUGUUCCUUUACUGUAAACUGUUUGAAGGGGAAAAUGGCUCAGUUAAAUCUGCAGUGGCUCACAUGGGGCUCGACCUGCAUGCUACAUGCUCUGAUGCAGCUUGGUACCUUUCUGCUGCUGAGGAAGACUUCUUUUGGGUCCAUGUCUGCAGUGAGUUCUUUGCCCAUGAAUUCAACAACACUGUGUGUGCCAACUCCUCUUUCUGGCUACAGAAAGCACAUCAGGCUGCAGUAUCAAAGGAUUAUCAUAUUUCAAACCAGACGAGUAUAGAUGAGCUGUGUGUGCAGCUUUCAGUUGAGGCAACAGUGAGUCCAGAACUCAAUGAGAACUGUUUGGCUCAGUUGGGGAGCAGGUCUCUGACUGCUGAAGUUUUUCGACACUGCUUUCUGCCUAACAACUCAGUCAUGAUUUCAGCUCUGUGUGGCAAGGAGUCGCCUGACUUGCUGCAAACCCUUCCAGAGGGCAGUUGGGCAGCAGCAUACUGCUUAAAGAUUCACAACUUUUCCCAUGAUGACACCAUCAUUGAAGCUUGUCAGUACAAGAAGUGGACUGUGCAACAUUUUACCAACUCAACUCUACUAGAACUCUGUGGACAGACUCUGGGACUGAGGGAGCACAUUUGUCUAAAUGCCACUCUCUACCAUCAGCUGUUAAGGUUGAAGCCUCGUUUAGCUGAUGUCUGUGCAGAUCUGCAGGCAGAACAAGAGAGUAAGAAAUGUUUCCUGCAAAGGUUUUUUGAUAUGCUUCCAGCUCCGUAUGAAUUUGACACAUCGCAGCUGUGUGUUGACCCAGCCCCACUACUGGUAGACCUCCUACACAAGCUGAGUGUGUGUGAGGUGGAGGGAGGAGAGCGUGAGGGCUUUUUAGUGGGGAUGGGAUAUGUGUUGCGUGUCUUAGACUUCAUGGUGGGGCUCUCAUCUGGCCUGGAUGAAGGAGAAGGAGAGGCAAGACAAGGUUUGGGUCAGGCUAUCCUCCUUUCCAGUCUUCUUGACAACACAUCCUGGGCCACGCUACAGCCUGAAGCCUCCAUGAGUGUCCUUCACACUGUGGGAGUCUUCUUGCGCAGAGAGCAGAACGCCACUCUGAAAGAGAACCUGCUGAGCUGCUUCAGUCCCAUCCUGUGGGAUCUCAUCCAGCAGAACGACAACUCAUCUGCUCUCAGGGUUCUGCUGCAGGAGUAUCUCCAGAUGCCAAGAGACAGCAUUCGAACUCUAGUGAUGUCUGCAGAGAAAGAUGCUGUUAAGAGAUUUCUCUCUCAUAUGCAUCAAAGUUGGGACCAACUUCAAGUUGGAACCAACCAGGCCUCUCAGCAAGAGUUACAAGCCAUGGAAACAAUGACGGCUGCUUUCAUCCAUAAGUUCCCCCGAGUGACCCCAGAGCUGUUUGUAGACCUUUCUCAGUUCAUCCCCUUCAUGUCUGUCUCUGACAUAAUGAGCUUCCCAGCCUCCCUGAUUGUCAAUGACAGUGUGUUGACAGCCAUUCGUAACCACAGCUCUGGGAUGAAGUCGCUGCAAAAAAAGGCCUUUGUAAAAAGACUUCUGCAGUCAAACGUUGUCGGAGAUGUCCCUACUUGGCCGCCAUAUUUCCUCAGCUCCAUCCUCCCACUUCUGCCUUAUCUCCCCAUUAAUCAUUUUCAGCAGCUGACAUUGCAGCAGCUUUCUCCACUGGUGGAGUUGCUAGGCAACAGCAGUCUGGACGGUGUAAGGGGCCGCCAUGUGCUUCGGACCCUUUUCAGCAAGAGGAAGAAUCUGACCAGUAAUGGUAUAUUGAGAUUAGGAGUCCUUGCAUGCUACCUGGAUCCGGCAGACUUUGGUUCCUAUCUCCAGGACUCAGCUGUGUCCACUGCUCUCUGGCAGCAGCUCUCUCAGUGCACAUCCAAGGGGCUCAUCAGUGCCAGUGGCAGGCUGUUAGCUUGGUUGAUACCAGCAGCUAAAACUCUGAACAUCAGCAGCAUGGGUUCUUCAGAGCUGUCGGCGCUCAGCGGUUUGCUGCCUCAGUUAGGAGCUUCCUUCCUGCUGUCUCUCCCCACGCAGCAGCUCCUGGAAGUCUUGUCACAGCCAGGACUGCACAAAUAUUCACCAGCACAGGCAUUUCAAAUACUAUCCAAGAUAUCAAAGGAUGCCAAUCUCACCGUGGAAAAACUGUGCAGUCUGAAGCCAUUGCUUUCAGGUCUCUCCCCUGCUGUGCUCAGUGACCUCCAGUGGUCUGAGAUCAGUAAAGCUGCCCACUGUCCAUGCUGGAGAGCAUUGCUAACUGAUCUUAAGCCUGCCCACAGAGCCAUACUUUACAGUGCAAUACAGGAGGCUCUUCUCAGAGACUUGAGGAACAUCACACACCAGGUAAACUGUCUGUUUUCCUUUGUUCCCCUGAGGAAGCUGAUACAGGCCAUGGAUGGUGAAACCAUUUGGAGAGGCAUCCGUACAUACAAAGAUGUACACUGGUCACCACAGCAGGCUCAAUUUUUGUUUAGUAAGAUCCUUGAAUUUACAAACAUUACCGUCAAGUCAGUGAGGGAUCUGGGUAGUAUUGCUGGUGGAAUGAGUUGUGGGAUUUUGAAGCUUUGGACCAAUGAAACAGGCUUUGCAGAGCUGCUUGAAUUUGUCAGUGAAUUGCCUGGAGGCACAAGACCUGCUCUGCGAAAAUGUAUUGUAGAAGAACUGAAGAAACAACCUGAACUCAACCUCAAUGCUUUGAGUUCUGGGUUUGCUGCAACAUUACCAGUGACGAUGAUCGAGAACCUCUCUAAUGCAUCUGUCAGAGCCAUUCUGGACCACAUUAAGUCCCACUUUGUUGAUUUCCUGAUACUGCCUCAUUAUAAACAGACAAAUUUAGCUGAGAGGGCCAUAGCUGAGCUGGACUCUUUUCUGGCAGAGGGGCAGAUUGGUGGCACCCUUCUGGACAACCUGGGACCUUUGCUGCCUUUCCUGGACCGAGACAGUCUGACUCUGGUGGAUAGAGGAGCACUGGCUCUGCGGGUGGAGGAGAUCAGAAGUUUCUGCCUUCCUAAAGAGGCUCUGAGAGAUAUUAGUGGUUUUCUCACUGAGAAAGACCUGCUGGGAGAUCCGUCUAAAUGGCAGGUUGGGGAUGUUGAGCAUCUGGGCAGGCUGGUGUUUGCUCUCUCAACAAAGCAGAUUAACUCCAUCCCACUGACGGUGUUGAAUAAGGACUUAGUGGAGCAGGUCCUGCUGAGUCAAAGGCGCUGGGAGGACAGUGUGGUUGGUGGGGUCUGUGUUAGUCAGUGUAUGGACCAACACAACCUCAAGCAGCAGACUCAGAGUCUUAUUCGAGGGAUUGUCAAAGCACGGAGUAGAAAAGCAAAAGUGCCAGUUCCAAAUUGUGCAGACAUCAGAGGAACCUUUCCCUCAGCUUGGUCAUCCACUCAGCUCAGGCGUAUGCCACUGGAGGAGUUGAAAGAGUGUGUGGAAGUUUUUGGUCAGGAUUCAUCGCUGAGUUCUGAGCAGCGUCGGUCAGCGUGGGUAAAACUCCGGCAGUUCUUCAGUCCAGUGAGAGAGUUGAAAGCAGAUCAGGUGCUGACAUUGGGCUCAUUGGUGACGGAGAUGGGAGAGAGAGAGCUACAGGACAUCAAUCUCACUGAUGUGGGUGUGUUGGCACAUCUGGGCACACUGACAGACUGGAGUUUUCAAAAGAUGAGAGCAGUGAUUUUAAGUGUGAUAAGGAAACGCAGGCUGAAAGUGGAGCAGUUAACAGCUGUUGAUAUAGUAACAUUUGGCCAUUUGAUGUGCGGCCUAUACCCCUCAGAGAUCAAACGACUGAGCCCCUACAAUCUCAGUGUAGCUGUCCUGUUCUUGAGGGAGACAUCUCUGCCAUGCACGGAACAGCAGUUGGAGGCACUGACAAGCUGUUUGUCCAGACCAGACGCCUUUGGUCCAGUCAGUGCUUGGGGACCAGAGAUUUUCAGUGAAAUUGGGAUUUUGGCAGCGGGCCUGCCUGAUAUAGUGCUGUCAGCUCUGCUGCAAGGACAGGUGGAAGGAAUCAUCCCUGAAGCUGUUGCCCAGAUGACACCAAAAAAGAUGGCAGUGGUGUUCAGUGCAGUUCAGUUGUCGUGGAUGAGUGUGGAGCAGGCGUGGGCUGUCACACAGGAGCAGUGGGCUGAGCUGGACACGGAACAGAGACAUGCUGUUGGACUCGCUCGGUAUGAGGGAGACAUCCUGCUGGAGCUCAGAGGGAGGAACUCGGCCCCAGCAGCCUCAAACACAGGCAACCUCCCUUUAUGCUUACUGGCUCUGUGCCUCCUGUUAUGGCAACUAAGUUAAAAUGCUGCAACAACAUUUAAUUGUCCCUUUGACCUCCCUUGGUAUCAUAUUUGUACUUCAAAUAAACAUUUUGAACUGCUCCA